This is a messenger RNA of Penicillium brasilianum, 849 nucleotides long. Lineage: Eukaryota; Fungi; Ascomycota; Eurotiomycetes; Eurotiales; Aspergillaceae. The record is from the annotation of a GenBank genome assembly.
AUGGCACUGCGCGGGCCAAAUUUCGUGCGGAACUUGUGUCGCUCAGCGAAAUCACGAACAGUGGCAACAUCCAGCCGACAAGGUCUCAUCAGCCCAUCCCAGCGCGAUGAGUGCACCCUCUACCACUCACGCACGCAAAGUCGCCGAAACCAAACUCUCGGCUCAACCAGAUCCAUCUACACGCCGUCAAGCGUAACGAUCCGUCGUGCAGCCUCGACAGCAGCCUCUCCCCAAACACCCACAGAAUCAAGUGAGCCAUCUGUCACUGGAGCCCCAGAUAUCACCAAUCACUACACAAUCUUCCCAAAGACCCUCCCCGCCGGUCCACCCCCAGCAUCACCCUUCGAAAUCUCCAUAGGCGACCUACGCCGCGAAUUCCUCCAACUCCAAGGCACCGUCCACCCGGACAAAUACCCAUCCGGCCCUGCGAAGCAGCACGCCGAGGCCCUGUCCGCGCGCAUCAACGAAGCAUACCGCACACUCUCCGACCCGCUCCAGCGCGCGCAGUAUCUCCUCCGCGAACUGCACGGGAUCGACGUCACGGCGGAAGAUGCCUCGACCAAGCACGCGCUGGACGCGGCGACGCUGAUGGAGGUGAUGGAGGUGCAGGAGACGAUCGAGGAGGUGGGUGCCUCACCGGAGGCGGAGGCUGAGAUUGAUGCUCUGAAGGAUGAGAAUCAGAUGCGGAUUGCUGGGUGUGUGGAUGCUCUGGCAAAGGCGUUUGAUCGCGGGGAUAUUGAGGGUGCGAGGGCAGAGUGUGUCAAGUUAAGGUUUUGGUAUAGUGUUGGCGAAGGGUUGAGGGAGUGGGAGCCUGGCAGUACGGAGAUUCGAUUGGUGCAUGGGUCUUAG